This is a messenger RNA of Oryzias latipes (Japanese medaka), 10067 nucleotides long. It is a transcript of the gene ago2, whose product is annotated as argonaute RISC catalytic component 2. The record is from RefSeq and is a predicted model, not a curated record. Gene Ontology annotation, biological process: regulatory ncRNA-mediated gene silencing; regulation of DNA-templated transcription. Gene Ontology annotation, cellular component: RISC complex. Lineage: Eukaryota; Metazoa; Chordata; Actinopteri; Beloniformes; Adrianichthyidae. Gene Ontology annotation, molecular function: endoribonuclease activity, cleaving siRNA-paired mRNA; RNA binding; protein binding.
GUCCGCGCUUCUGAUUUCUGUUUACUCUCUGCUUCUCCCGUUUGUGUGGUAGGGGGAUGGGGUCCUGCCGAGGAUGAGCGACUCCAAAUAUUUACCACUGGGCUGACUAAAAAGCUUUAUUUUUUACCUUAGUUUUCUCAUUUUUUUAUUGGGCGCAUAGAUACUUGUUGUCUACGCAUGAGUUUGGCCACAGCUCCGCCUUUGUAAAGUGGAGCAUCUGUACGUCCACAACAAACGCUACAAAAAGUCGACAAAAUGUAUCCUGCUGGAGGAGAGCCCCCAUCUUCCCCAGUGCCAGAAUAUGUGUUCAAGCCGCCAUCACGGCCAGACUUUGGCACCAUGGGCAGGACAAUCAAGCUCCAGGCCAAUUUCUUUGAGAUGGAAAUCCCAAAAUUGGAGGUUUACCAUUACGACAUAGACAUCAAACCUGAAAAAUGCCCCAGAAGGGUGAAUCGAGAAAUUGUGGAGCACAUGGUCCAGCACUUUAAAACUCAGAUCUUUGGGGACCGGAAGCCGGUGUACGACGGGCGAAAGAACCUCUACACUGCCAUGGCUUUGCCCAUAGGCAGAGAAAAGGUGGAGCUGGAGGUGACUAUUCCAGGCGAAGGCAAAGACCGCAGUUUUAAAGUUGCCAUCAAAUGGGUGUCUUGCGUUAGCCUGCAAGCUCUGCACGAAGCUCUGUCAGGGCGGCUUCCCAGUGUUCCCUUUGAGACUAUCCAAGCCUUGGAUGUGGUCAUGAGACAUUUGCCUUCUAUGAGGUAUACCCCUGUUGGGCGGUCUUUCUUUACUCCUUCAGAAGCUUGCUCAAACCCUCUGGGAGGUGGCAGAGAAGUGUGGUUUGGUUUCCAUCAGUCGGUCAGGCCCUCCCUGUGGAAAAUGAUGCUCAACAUCGACGUUUCAGCCACAGCUUUCUACAAAGCUCAGCCUGUAAUCGAGUUCAUGUGUGAAGUUUUGGAUUUUAAGAGCAUUGAAGAACAACAGAAGCCUUUAACAGACUCUCAACGAGUCAAAUUUACUAAAGAAAUUAAAGGCCUCAAGGUUGAGAUAACUCACUGUGGACAGAUGAAGAGGAAGUACAGAGUUUGCAACGUUACCAGAAGACCAGCCAGCCACCAAACGUUCCCCUUGCAACAGGAGAAUGGCCAAACAAUCGAAUGCACAGUAGCCCAGUAUUUUAAAGACAAAUACAAGCUCAUUCUGCGAUAUCCCCACCUUCCAUGUUUACAGGUGGGACAAGAGCAAAAGCACACCUACCUCCCCCUAGAGGUUUGUAACAUUGUGGCAGGGCAGCGCUGCAUCAAAAAGCUGACAGACAAUCAGACUUCCACUAUGAUCCGUGCCACAGCCCGGUCAGCACCAGACCGCCAGGAUGAGAUCAGCAAACUGAUGAGGAGCGCCAACUUUAACACUGACCCAUACGUUCGUGAGUUUGGAGUGAUGGUUCGAGAUGAAAUGACUGAAGUGAACGGCCGCGUCCUGCAAGCACCUUCAAUACUGUACGGCGGCAGGAACAAGGCAAUCGCCACACCGAUUCAGGGGGUGUGGGACAUGAGGAACAAGCAGUUCCACACUGGCAUCGAGAUCAAAGUGUGGGCCAUCGCCUGCUUUGCCCCACAGAGACAGUGCACUGAACUCCUACUCAAAGCUUUUACUGAUCAGCUAAGGAAGAUCUCUCGCGAUGCUGGGAUGCCCAUCCAAGGUCAGCCAUGCUUCUGCAAGUACGCCCAGGGAGCAGACAGCGUGGAGCCCAUGUUCAGACACCUCAAGUACACUUACCAGGGACUUCAGCUGGUGGUGGUCAUCCUCCCUGGAAAGACACCCGUCUAUGCUGAGGUGAAGCGUGUCGGGGAUACAGUACUUGGAAUGGCGACUCAGUGUGUGCAGGUCAAAAAUGUGCAGAAGACCACACCCCAGACUCUCUCCAACCUCUGCUUGAAGAUCAAUGUCAAGCUGGGUGGAGUCAACAACAUCCUCCUCCCUCAGGGCAGGCCCAUGGUUUUCCAGCAGCCUGUGAUUUUCCUGGGUUCAGAUGUGACUCAUCCCCCUGCUGGAGAUGGAAAGAAACCUUCCAUUGCUGCUGUGGUUGGUAGCAUGGAUGCUCAUCCCAGUCGAUACUGUGCCACAGUGCGAGUGCAGCAGCACCGCCAAGAUAUCAUCCAAGACCUGGCCAACAUGGUGAGGGAGCUGCUGAUCCAGUUCUACAAGUCCACACGCUUCAAGCCCACUCGGAUCAUUUACUAUCGAGAUGGCAUCUCUGAGGGCCAGUUCAACCAGGUUCUUCAGCAUGAGCUGCUGGCCAUCCGAGAGGCUUGCAUCAAACUGGAGAAGGAUUACCAGCCCGGUAUUACCUUUGUGGUUGUGCAGAAGAGACACCACACACGGCUCUUCUGUAUGGACAGGAAUGAGAGGGUUGGGAAAAGUGGCAACAUCCCUGCUGGGACCACGGUGGACACCAAAAUCACUCACCCAUCAGAGUUUGACUUCUACCUUUGCAGUCAUGCUGGCAUUCAGGGAACCAGUAGGCCGUCUCACUACCAUGUGCUUUGGGACGACAACCACUUCUCAUCAGAUGAACUGCAGGUCCUCACUUAUCAGCUGUGCCACACCUACGUGCGCUGCACUCGCUCGGUUUCCAUCCCAGCACCAGCCUACUACGCCCAUUUGGUGGCUUUCCGAGCUCGCUAUCAUUUGGUGGACAAAGAGCACGACAGCGCUGAGGGCAGCCAUACAUCAGGCCAGAGCAACGGACGUGACCACCAAGCUCUGGCAAAGGCUGUUCAGAUCCACCAGGACACGCUGCGCACCAUGUACUUUGCCUAAGAGGACGCAGCCUGGGUCUGUGAGUGCUGGAACACACUUCCCUUCGCUGCCAUGUUCAGUUUCCGAUCCUCUCACCCUCCAGACCUGUCGCUUCCUUUGACCAAAAUCAAGCCGGCUGCUACGGUGCACGUAGCGGGAUACAGACGAGUUCACACGUUCAGAAUGACUGCAUUCUUUUAUUAGUCGCCAAACUAGACACCAAGGAAUCUUAAAGGAUGCUAAAGUAGUUAUUGAACUGAUAGGUGUAGCUACUCACCACAAUCUUCCUGAUUUGGUUCUCUAAGUUGUUAGUGCUUUGAAAGAAAAGAAAAAUCAAUAAAUGAGGGUGUUAAUGGACGGUCUUGAGCUCUGACAGCCAAUCAAAUGGAAGUGCACUGACCAAGAUGGGUACUUCAGCUAGAACACAAGUACUUACUGCAAUGAGACUUCUUUAGGGUUUUCCUCUGUAGGGCAUUAUGUGUGGAAGUGUGCCAAUCAAGACCAUCCUUCUUUUGUCACAUCUGUUUCACUUUAUGAAUUGAUUGGCUGAGUUUUCAGCGCUUGUACCAGUGGACAGUUAAAGCCGAACACGAUGAAAGAACCUUUAGUUGGUAUGUUCCACCGGCUGACAAAGCAGCAGUUUUUUUUCCUGUUUUAAUCAUUUUGAACUGAACACGAUGCACCAGUGAUUCUCACCGGGACCGGUUCCCAACAGCGACACGCAUAUUUUUAGCAGUGUUGAUGAGAUGUAAAAUAACUGACUGAGGGAAAUGCGAUGAAAUCUUUUUGCCUCCCUUUUACUUUUUAGUCUUUUUUUUUUUUUUUUUUUUUAUAUAAACCUUUUGUUUUAAGUGAUUAUGCAUGUAGCUGACUUUUGCUUUAGACAUUUUUCAUGUGUUUUUCUUUUCAACCCUACUUCUAAUCAUGUAUAUAGAAGUUAAAAACAAAAAGUUCUGCAAUCUCACGGUAGGAUAAUGGUGUGGCUUCUCGGUAUCCAGGCAGUUUGGUACGGUGGAGUUGCAACGUUUUUAGAUCUGAACUGACCGAUAAUCUUGAAAUCAACCUCUGGACUGGAGUUUGCGGUCAUCGCACAAAGGGUUGAGGUUUAUGCAAAAAAACAAACAAAAAAAUGACCUUUUUCUGAAUCCUUUUGCUAUGUAGUCAUGAUGCAGAUAAGGUAUAUUUUGAAUAAGCUUUCCAUGGAGGCUGUUGAAAAAUUUUAGUACUUUUUUAAGAGACUUGCCCACGUAAUCUAAAUGAUCUAUUUGUAUAUAAAAUGCAACUAUCUAGUCAUCUAAGACUGUUACAGUCUCAGUGAUCGAAUUAAUGUUGUGCAUUCUGCAUUAGUUUUAUUACUAAGCUGGAGACUAGUUUUGGUUGAAGGCGAGUAGUCUAUUUUCUCACUAUGCACCGUUUCUAACGAGGAGAUUUUGAUGUGAAGCAUCCCGCAUUUUUCAAAGUAAAAUAGGUGUAGAACAUCAGGGCUUUCUGUGUUGCAGUCUUUCUUUUAGCGUUUUAGUAGUUUGUCUUCUCUGCAUCUUUGAGGCUUUCUUACAAGAUGAAGUAUUUAUGUGGCCAUUGGUAACUUUGGAUUUUCUAGCCAAACGCUUUGGCGUAUCCUUUUGUAACACAGAAUCUUUCCUAGCCAAAACAAGAUUAUAAACCUGAUGAAUAUGGAAACCAUGUAGAAGCACAAAAGGACAUUUAAAAAAACAAAACAAACAAGAACUUUGGUGCUAAAAGUUUUCACUGUAAACCACCUUGAUUCCUCACUGGACUAGCUCACAGGGCUUCAAGGGUGUGUAAAUGACUCUUCAUCAUUUGGAGGACCCUUCGCCCCCGGGACUUCUAGGUCUCCUUUCUACUCAUUACUUGGAAAGCAACAAGAAAUCCGACUGACUGUGUUUGCGGGGCAUUCUGAAAAUCGUGUACUUGAUAUUUACUGUUAUGAUGUCAAAUAUAUUUCGUAUCGGUGCUGGUGUCACAACAUGUACAAUUGGAUGCACUUUUGAUUGCAGAAUUUUUGGUAUAGUUCUUAUCGAUGUGUGUUUUUAACAGGAGGCUCGGCCCUGUUGUGAGACGCUGGUGUAAUUGCAUGGAAAUGGUUGUGUGUUCUACCUCUUGUUACCUGUUCUAAGUGUUAUGGUAACAUCACACCGCUGGCCAUUUCUGUAUAAUUACUCCUGCUAUCCGACUGGCGAGGUUUGAGUCUCGCGUUGACAGUAGGGGUUUGAAACGCUUCAUGGUAUUUGCAUUUUCUUGGUUUCAUAUUUCCUUGAAUGUUUUAUUUUAUUUUAUUUUUUUUUGUCUUUUAUCCCAAAAACUGAUUACCAAGUGUGUGUUUUUCUUUGAAAAGGAUUGUGUGUUGAAAAGUGUGCUUUCCCUGCUUGUUUUUCUUUCUCUUAUGCACACUAACAUUAGACCUCCCUUUUGGGUCUGAGCAGUUUAAGAGCAGAAGCAGAGCUGAUGUAUCCCACCAGUGACGGGUUCCUUUCCCACCAAAAUGUCCUGGAAUGCCCGUUAGGCGGAUCGUUCAAAAACAACCUAAUUCAGGACUGUUGUGUUGUAUGUUUAGCGUCAUGACACUGUUCGGCUCGGCCCGUGCAGACGUUGAGCCCAAUCCUUGUAAUUCCUGCAACCUUCUGUCUCUCAAAAGGAUUUCUUUCAUUUGUGGCGCACGCCGUUUACCCAAACUAAUUGAACACAAUGCCUUGUAAAGUUUGAUGUGGAUUUUAAUAGGUGGAAGAGUUUGUUGUUCUUGCUUUACAUUACUUACACCAGCACCUUAUAUAGUACCAGAUGCUCUUUUUUUUUGGCAAUGAAACUUUUGACAAUGUUGCUUUUGCACUAAACAAACAAGCAUAGAAUUGUAGCAAUUCAUGCAUUUACAACAUUAAGUGGACAAACUCACUGCCAUUUUUUUAAUUUAAAUUUUUUUUUAAUUUAAAGACAUUUCUUUUUAACUUUAAACUGUUUUUCAAAGUGAGAUACAACAGACCGCAGUCCUGCGUUUUCUUCUUCAUACCAAAGUGAUUCUGGUCUAAAAAAAAAUUACCAGUUCUUUCAGUUUAAACGCCAAAGCGCCGGCUCCAGGCCUGAUCCAAGAGAUUAUUUUCCUACUGUUUUCCUGUUUGAGGAUCAAAGUUGACGAACUGUUUGAGCUUGUGUAAACUGGCAGCUAUGGAUGUGAUGGAAACAGCCGUUUGAACGGGGCGUUGAGAUGCUGGAAGUAAAUAUCCAUGCAGAUUGUUCCCCAUUUCUGAGCUAAGAAAGCUUCAGCGCAAACUGACGUCCUGUCAGGACCUUGAUGGGGGUAAUUCUAUCCUGAGCUCAACAUUUGCUUUGGUUUUUGGGCUCUUGACGGCCUGCAAAGUGAUGAGGUUUGAUGUAAUGCUAGUUCGGUAAAAGCCUCCAGAGUCCAAUGCCACAGAUCCUACAUAUCGAGAGCCAGCAGAGGCUUUAUGUUUACAGAAAAAUCUUCUACUGCAGCCGAGAUGAAUGUGGCUCCAGGCUGUGCAAAUACGUUUGUUUGUGGAAGUCCUUAUGGAAAACUGGCUCUCCAACGAGCCUUUAGACAAAAUCCACAUCUCUUUUGGGAUUUUAUUUUAUUUUUAUUUUUAACAUUUGGCCAAAAUCUGUAGGUUCCACUCUGGGCAAACUAAAUUUGUCUAUCCUGAUGUUUCAGAGCAGCUUUUCUGCUCGUUACAUUUCUAAUGCUAUGAAAGAACCUGGCGCUAAAUUUCCAAAGUGUUUUGCGGUUGUUCUUGGUGUGAUUCAGACUCAACCAGGAACAAAGAACAACCCCUCUGAACGUUCCGGUCUGUUUAAGCGCGUUUUAUGUCUGCUGCUUAUCCAUCUCUUGUAGAGAAUCUUUAGCUUGUUUCAAAAGGAAUAAAAUAGAAAAGUUUGUAGAGCUAAGCCUGUUUUCCCAGCUUCAGAUUAUAUGAAUGUAAGUUGUCUUUUUAGGUUGUUUAAUAUUUGAAAAGCUAGCUGUCCAGUACAUUUACUCUCAACUUUGUGUUUUGUGUAUAUUACCUUCUUCUUUUUACUUUUUUUUUUAAUUUGCCAUUUUUAUUUGUUUUCCUCAAAUAAUUCCUGAAUUGACACAUUACAGCUGACGUUGCUAAUUGAUUCACUCAAAUAUUUCUCACGUGUGCACAAAGGAGCCUUUGUUUUUCUGGCUCUGGCAUCCCUCUUGUGCACAGUGUUAUAGAGAGAAGCUGUGUGUAGAAUCUAUAUCUAAUGAUAUAGAUGUGAUGAUUGUGUAGCAGUGUGUUUGUUUUUGCUUCAGCCUCUGCGUUGUCCUGUAAAGCCCUUUCCUAGGCUCGGCUUUUUAAACCCAUUAAAAAAAGCGUGUUCCUGUAGUCAGCUGUAAUUUUGCUCGUCCAAUAAGCAUCCAUCAUUUUUGUAUAGCUUAAUUUGACAUCAUUACUUUUGUUCUUGUAGAUCUUUUUGUGUGUGUGUGUGUGUGUUGCUGUGGCACUCGAUGGAUGAUAUUUAUAACCGCCAGUGUUUAGCAGUAGUGUGGGGUGCAAAAGGCUCACUUGCAUUGCUACACUACGGAGCCCCAGACAUGACAGUUAAAAAGAUUUGUUCAAAUGAAUCAUUUGUGUGCUCAAAUUAGCAUUUUGUGCACACAAAUGACUGUUUUACUAUCAUCCAAUGCAAGUUUUUGCGUACAAAUGCUAACCUUUGCACUCAAAAUGCUAAUAAAAUGCUAAAUUGUGGCGACGAAAUACAAAAUUGUGGCCACAUGAUGCCAAUUUACGUGCAAAAAAGACAUUUGUUGCCACAAAUGACUAAUUUUGAGGGAUUUUUUUUUUUUAAUGUUAUGUCCAUGUCUCCAUACUUUAGUUAUUCCUUAUGGAGCACAAAUUCAAGCAGGAUAUCAACAUGUCUGAGGAGAGCCCCUAGUUAUUGGUUUUACCAGAUGAAGCUUUUGAACGUCUGGAUUGUCUUAACUACCUAGAACCUGCAGCAUCUCUGUAAAAAUGGGCUAACAUCCUUUUUGUUUCCGUUCUAGUUUUUUUCUAAACCUAUUUGUUCCGAGUUGUUUCAUGUUGGUGAAUCCACCUUUUCCUGUGUGGCUGUAGCUUGAUGCAGGUAGAAAUGUCGAUCCAGGUUAGUUCAUUAUUAAAUAAAGACGACGUAGUAGUUGAUGAUCAGAGUGAAGCCUCAGAGACUCCAGCAGGUCAAAGAAAGUUAGAAUGUUUUUGUUUGUUUUUUGGGAAAAUGAGCUCCUCACUGUUACAAAGCUUCAAACCAACGCCAGCAACCAGAUCCUACAGAAUCCAAACACACAAGCCAGAUUUCUUCCCUUCUUAAAGCAAGUCUCAGAAUGACUAGCUUUUCAUUUACAAGGGUAAGAAUUCUAACUACCUCAGAGCAUGAUUGGGUGCUAAACUAUACCCCAAGUUUUUAAGAAAAGGCUGCAAAUUCCCUGUUGUAGUGACCAAACCAGUACAAGCCAUCGUUGGAGAGCCCAGUUUUUGUUGGAGGAGGAGUGGUUGGUCACUUUAGUUGGUUAGUUUUAGGGGACCAAAUCUUUCACAACUAGAAUGUUUUAGUGGAUCAUUUAGGAUUUACACCAUUUUCAUGACUGGAUGUGUUUUUAAUGUGCCAUCGGAAUAGUCAUUGACUUGGCGCUGAUGUGGAGGUUUGAAUGGAAGAGGACUAUAAUAUUAGGCUGACGUUUGGGUUUGGAACAGUACAAAGGCUGGCAGCACAAAUGAGGUUCAAGGUAGACGCAGCUUUUCCUGUUUUGUUUUUUAGUGUAGUGUUGAAAAUGCUUUUUUUCCGUUCGCAAUAAAUCUCUUUUCAGUUCUGCUUUUCUUACCAGUAGACUCCAUUUAUAUCGGGGAUGACUAACAAAGGGAAUAUACAGGUUUGAACAAACCCAUCAUACUCAUCAGAUCAGUCGACUAAAGGUCAUGGGAGGUUUUGGUUUGUAUUUUUUUGGUCACAAAACUGCAGAUUGAGUCCAGACUGAGUUUGCAGUUCCUUCACAUGUGCCUGUAUUGUCAGAUAUCUCCGUUUGCCCAAAAGUUUUCAACUUCAGACGAAAUCGAACCCAGUUUAACAGAAAAAAAAAGUCAUGGUUUUUAUUGUUAUGCAACCUGGUGUGUAGAUGCUGCAUUUAACGAUCAGUAUUUUUGUUUUGCACUUUCAAAGCAGCCUGACAGGAAUAAAAAAAAAAAAAGUAAAAAAAAAAAAAAGCCCGUUUAAGGUUUGGGCAAAAAUUCAAAUAACUGACGAGGUAUUCUGUGCUAUUAAUAGGAGUAUAAGAAUUAAAUAAGUUUAGAAAGCUUUUCUAAAAAAAAUAAAAGUUGAUAUAUCUAUCUAUAUAUCUAAGUAUAUAUAUUCAUGAAGUACCUCAUAAGCCUGAUAUAUGCUGCAUUGACGUUUUUCCUCUUCGGUGUACUUCAUAAUCUCCGCACACAUUUUGAUUUGUUUCCAUUUUAGGGAGGUUUGGAUGUCACAAUCAGCUUUGUGCACACAGCAACACCUUUAUUCUUCACUAGUGAGGUGCCAUCACUCGUUCUGAAGACAUGUAUUAUUGGGCGGAGUCAGCUGUUGACUCUGCCGCCAUUGAAAAAAAAAAAAAUGCUGCAUCUGCACUUGUUCCCAACCCUGCCCCCACGCUUCUGUCCUAACAUGAGCUCCAGACCACAGCUGAGCUUUCUAUUUAGCCUUAAGCGUGGAAGAAACGCAGCUCGGACACAUGGUUGGUCGUCAGCGCCAUGCCAUCUACCUCUUAUGAAUGUAGAGUCUGUCCUGGAAUUGUAGUCCACUACCGAGCUUUUAUUUUGAAAAGACAAUCAUUCAUGAACUCUCAAGUUGAUUAAACAUCCUUUCUGAAAAUACAUCCUCUUUGAGUCAUGGAAAAGGGAAGCGAUUGAAGUCUAUUUGCAAAACCUACUGCACAAAGCUGAAUGAGUUCAAGCCUCCCUCCAUUCACGUCAUCUUUUCUCCCUAAUUUAAGCCGUAAAAUGCCAAAACUGAUUUGGUUGUCAUUCCUGUGUUGGUGAGGGUCUUCAUGUUGCUGAAUUCUUUUCUUCGUAUCCACUGCAAAAGCUCCUUGAUCCUCUUGUGUGUGAACCUGUAAGCUUGUCUUUUUCUUUUAAUAUUUUUUUUUGGUAACACUUUUGCUUACAGAACACAAGAUAUGCUGUAAACCCUUUUAGACCAUAAUGUGAAUACGUAUCACUUCAUAUAGCUCACUCUUUGGCUUGACUGUAAGUUGCGUUAAAUAAAAAUGUUUCAAAUAA